UACAGCCAACACAUAUCUCAAAAUUAAAUCGGAUUAGAACUCCACACAACCACCCCCCGCCCCCCAAACAAACAAAAAAAAUUCUCUGUUACUUGUCUUUGCUGUUUCAAUUGUACCUUUCGCUCGUAUGGGUUUGCUCUCCUUUGAGACAUCAAAAGAUUAGAAGAUCGUAUUUAUUUCUGGAAUAUGUGUUUUCUUACGGGUUGUGGGGUUUCUAUAUUUACUGCUGCGUAUUGAUGAUCCUUUCCAACUGGGUGGUUUGGUAGAGGUGAGAGGGGAGUGAGCGAGAGUGUAAUAAACCCCCGAAAGUGUUGUCGGCGCAUGGUCACUUUCUGUCGGCAUUCUGUAUCCAGCGAUGAUACAUAGCGAGAGAGUGAGUGACUCAGAGCAUUUCCAUUAAUUUAUUCCAAAGUACAACAACAGAGUUUGAUAGAGAAAUUAGUUAGAGAGGCUUCCUGGGUUUCUUUUAUUACCAUUGCUUGGAGGGCAGCUAUCAUCUGCAUCAUCACUCCCCGAAGAAGCAUAUUGAUUUGGACCUGGCCAUGCUUUGUCUUUAUACCAACUGGGACUUCAAAAUUCGCUCUUGAUCACAACUGGAUUUCUGUGCUUUUUAUCCCCAACACACAUUCUGUUUUUCUUUGAUUUGUUAGAAGAGUACUUGGAGUAUCUUCUUGAUUUGACUGCUGCCUUUGUGGCGUUGGAUAGAGGAUUGUGGAUGAAUAUUGAUUUGGGGGGUAGUGGUAUUAGAAGAUUCUUUCGUAUUGCCUCUGGCAAAUGAAGCUGUGGUUCAUUGAGAUCUGGCAGCAUUACUUAUCUGGGAAUAGAGGUCUGGACCCCGUCCUGUCCAUGCUUUAGUUUCAUCUAGGUCCAGCCCUGAUGGAAUCGGAAGAAGAUUUCAGAUGUUAAUUUGCGUUUUUCUUCAAUACCUUAUAUGAAUCUCUGAUUGACAUCCAAGCAUUUGCGAUUAGAGCCUGGGGAUGAUCGUAUUCAGCCUUGUGGAUUGAACAGUUAUUGCAGAACUUUCUAAAGAUGAUUGGUUGUUGGCAUUAUUCAUUUUGUCGUAUUUUUAAUUUUUUCUAUCGGUCAUUCAACAUCAAUGCAUACCUUCUACACUAGUCAUGUUCUUUGUAGUUUUCUUUGGGAAAAGAAAUUGAACUUCCAGUCGUGAUUCCGACUGCUGCUUUGUGUCUGAUUUACUCCUAUUCAGAUAAUUUUAUGAGAGAUUAGCUAUGAUUCUUAACAAUUGCCCACUUAUAGUUUUAGUGUUGACGGAUGCUGCCUGACUUGUAACCAAUUGGUUGGGGAUAUAUAAUAAAUGUGAAUGUUGCUCCUUUUUAUGCUUUAUUUUUGUUGCAUUUCUUCUUUUCCCCAGUAGAUUUUGAUUAUUUUUCUUCUGACUCCUUUGCAUUCCAGGUUCAAUAAAUAAUUAUUUGUGUCCCAAUAAUACUCUAGAGCAUAGCUGAAGUGGCUCCCAUUACAGAUGUCAGGGCAUCUUGCAGCAAUAACAGCAGGUGCUGCAGGAGCGGUGGCAUUGGUGGGGAUAGUAAUCUUCUUCAUAUGGCUCUGCCUAUCUCGCAAAAGAACCCCUACAAGAACUUCAGAGACAGGGUCCUCUGAUCCGUCUGUUCAAGUGGGAAGAAAUGUUGGUUUUGAGCUGUCCUUGCGUGAAACAAGGCGUUUUGAGAUCGAAGAAUUGUCUCUUUCCACAAAACAAUUUAGUGAUAAAAACCUAAUCGGGCAAGGAAAGUUUGGGGAGGUAUAUAAGGGUUUGCUUAAUGAUGGGAUGCUAGUGGCUAUCAAAAAGCGACCUGGAGCACCUAGCCAGGAAUUUAUCAACGAGGUACUCUACCUUGCACCUAUCCGGCACCGGAAUCUUGUGACUCUGUUGGGCUAUUGCCAGGAAAAAAAUCAACAGUUUCUCAUUUAUGAAUACAUACCAAAUGGAAGCGUUUCAAGUCACUUGUAUGGCACUGGUCAACAUUCACCUGAAAAGUUAGAAUUCAAGAAUAGAGUUUCAAUUGCACUAGGGGCAGCUAAAGGUUUGGCUCAUCUUCACUCCCUAAGUCCGCGUUUGAUACACAAGGAUUUCAAGACAUCCAAUGUCCUUGUUGUAGAUAAGAAUUUUACAGCUAAGGUUGCAGAUGCAGGUCUUCGUAAUUUCCUUGGAAGAGUUGAUAUUGCUGGCCCAUCUUCUCAAGUGACAGCAGAUGAGAUAUUCCUCGCCCCAGAAGUGCGAGAAUUCGGUCGAUUUUCUGAAAAGAGUGAUGUAUAUAGUUUUGGGGUAUUCCUCGUGGAAUUAGUAAGCGGGAGGGAAGCAUCGGAAUCGCCCUCUUUUGACCCAAAUCAGAACCUGGUUGAAUGGGUACAAAACAAUCAAGAAGAUGGCACCUUUUCCAAUAUCAUUGAUCAAAGAUUAGAGGCUACUUUUACAGCUGAAGGGAUGGAAGAGGUUAUAAAACUGAUACUCCGAUGUGUGGAAGCUUCGAGUGAGAGACGGCCUGCCAUGAGCUAUGUGGUAAUGGAACUUGAUCGGAUACUCGAGAAAGAGAUGAGCUUGACGACAAUCACGGGCGAAGGAACCCCAACAGUGACCCUCGGAAGCCAGUUAUUCAGAGCUACAAAAUAAAAGAUACUUGUAUGCAAGUUGCAACCCUAAUGCCGGGAAUGAUAUAUUGCAAAGGGUAACAUACUUAUACCUUCUUUAUUACUGUUUUGCUA
Messenger RNA from Carya illinoinensis, 2718 nucleotides. RefSeq names its product putative serine/threonine-protein kinase. Lineage: Eukaryota; Viridiplantae; Streptophyta; Magnoliopsida; Fagales; Juglandaceae. The transcript is spliced from 7 exons. The coding region runs from base 1481 to 2626 and encodes 381 amino acids. Gene Ontology annotation, molecular function: ATP binding; protein kinase activity. Gene Ontology annotation, biological process: protein phosphorylation. The record is from RefSeq and is a predicted model, not a curated record.